UUAUGAGCUUGCUGAGAUUUCCUAUUUUCAAAAUAUUUACGAAAUGGAGUAUGGUCUGCAAGUAUUAUCAGCUGUUUCGUUGAUGGGAAUGGCGGCAAUUGAUGGUUUUACAUUAUACAAAGAGCGUUUUCGCCCUGAUUAUUUAGAAGAUUAUGAGAAAAUCGGCUACAAACACACUUUGGCAACAUUUUAUUCGAAAGCUUGUUUUUGGUGGCUGACUCCCCUGCUAUGGUUUGGUUAUAAAGAGCCCCUAGAAGUGGAAGAUUUGGGACAAAUGCGUUUGGAGGAUAGCGCGCGUGCGCAUUACGAUCAAUUCUUGUUGAUCUAUAAAACAGCAAAGGUGAAAAAUGGCGAUCGUCCACCCUCAUUGUGGCUUUGCUAUUUGCGUAGCAGCUGGAGAAUGUUUAUGUUGGGCGGACUACUGAAGCUUUGCGGUGAUUUAUUUGCAUUAAUUGGCCCACUUGCCAUUCAACAAAUUGUGCAGUAUAUCGAAACCAUGUACAAUACGACUUACGCGAAUUGGUUGCACUCAAAUAGCACUAACAACCACAACACAAGCGCCACGACUCUCAACGACAAUAUCAACAAUUCGAAUAUUGUGCAACGGGGUGUACGGGGGGGAAUUCAAUAUCUCUAUAGUGACCACAGAAACAACAAUGGUAGUGACAGUAGGAGUAGCAGCAGCAGCAGCAGCAGAUUUGGUAAUUUCCAUGACAGCAGUCGCAUUAGUUUGCAAACAGCAACAACAAAUUGGGUUACAAAUGCCUUGACAGCAAUCUUAACCACUAACAGUGCUGAUAGUAGCAUCAUUUCGGCUGCUAAUAGCAACAAUAACAAUAACUACCACAAUCACAAUUACAACAAGCACUUGAUCAGCCCAUCAGCUCAGGCCGCCGCAAUGAUAAGUGUGCCCAGUCCGUUAAGCGUUAGCCUCAGCAGCAUCAUCAACACUACCACCCACGCCACCACAAAUGAUAAUAAUCAAAUGUUGAAUGCCGGCAUCGAUUACAAUGGCAUUGAAGUGCAAAUUUACUAUCCGAAUUGGUUAGAUUUAGUGUCGAACGGUUGGGCUAUAGCUUGGCUGGUGCUGCUGGCCGCACUGGCGCAGGGCGCAUUCUCACAAGCCUCUACACACAUACUCAACAUGACAGGCAUACGAAUAAAGACAUCGCUACAGGGUUUAAUCUAUCGCAAAACAUUGUUGCUCAAUUCAAGUGUUGGACAAACAACAGCUGCCACUGGCGAUGGUGGAUAUAAUGAAGGAUAUGAUGAUGGAGACGAUGGUGGGACAAAAGGACAAAAAACGGAUGCGAGUGAAGUCGAUUCUGCUAUGGCAGCGGAAGAAGGUAAAGCAGGUGGCAAGGGUAAUGUUGAACCAGAUGUGGCUGGUGAGAACAAUGGCGGCGUAACAGAGAACGAUAUGGGCGGUUUGAGUGAUGUGGGCGCCAUAACAAAUCUGAUGUCGGAGGAUGCUUUGAAUGUCAUGUCAUUCUUUUGGAUAGCGCACUACGUAUGGGCGAUACCACUAAAGAUCGGCAUUGUUAUGUAUCUACUGUACCUUAAACUGGGCAUCAGCGCAAUUAUUGGUUCAUUUGUAUGCAUUCUAACGAUGACUCCACUGCAAUUUCUAAUCGGUCGCGCAAUGUCUUUCAAUACGGAAAAAGUAGCGAAAUGCGCUGAUCAGCGCCUCAGGAUGAUUCACGAUGUCUUAAUGGGUAUAAAAGCUAUAAAAUUUAAUGUGUGGACGGAAUCGUUUGUGCAUCGUAUUGAUAAGACGCGCAAAAAGGAAUUGAAAUAUUUAUGCUGGGACUCUUUUUAUUGGACAUUAAUGACCAUUCUCACACACAUAUCCAGCGUCCUCAUUAGCUACGUCACGCUAGCCGCAUAUGUCACGCUCGAAGGCGAUGCCAUGGAGUUCACCGCCAGUCGUUUAUUCUCCGCUUUGGCUCUUUUCCAACAGCUCACAGUGCCUCUACUCAUAUUCCCCAUAACCGUGCCCAUAAUUUUGUCCGCCGUCGUGUCGACCCGUCGACUUGAACGUUUUCUUAGCGCACGUGAAAUACACAAACAAUUCGAAGGUAUACGUCAUAUGGCACGCAUUCUCAGCAAAAGUGACGCCUCACUGGACUACUACGAGGUGCAGGACAAAUUAAACAAGGAAGCGGCGUUAAGUGAAAGCGGCAGCGGUGAUAGCCGCGGCUUAGGUUCGAAUAGUGAAAAGCAACGCGUGCAGCGUGAGAAUAAAUUAAACGAACGUCUAACGUUAAAACUGCACAUACCGGAGAGUCCAGCGCCAUUGGCGCAUUCAGAACCGCAAACGCCACUGAUUGCGUCCGACGCAACAGCUGUUGAUAAGAACUUGCUUACGCCGCGACGUAAUAGCGAAGAACACUUGCUGGGCAGCGCUAUGGGUCGUAAAAUGAGUCAGCAGCGACGCGAUUUGCUGCGUAAUAGCCCCUAUGUAGUGAUACGGCCACGUAAGUUUCCCGGCAGCGCCACAGCGCAGGCGCAUGCGCAGCUGACGCCGGCACAGCAGCUGGCGCAUAAGCAUAUGGAUUCGUGGAGUCGUGAUUCGUUGGUGUUGAAGUUGCCGGACGAUAUGGCGGUGUCGGUACGUGAUGCAUGUUUCUCAUGGCAUCCGCAACGCGGCGACGAGACGCAACGGCUGAGCGUGCACAAUGUGAUAGUGCCGCGUAGUAAACUCACUAUAGUGGUGGGUAAGAAUGGCAGUGGAAAGACGUCGUUGUUGUCUGCAUUGCUGAUGGAGAUGCCGUUGCUGCGGGGCGAUAUCAUCUGGAAUAAAACUUCGACCAUUGCUUUUGUGCCACAACAACCCUGGCUGCUCAAUGCUAAUAUACGUGAGAAUAUUUUAUUUGGUGAAUCAUUUCGUCCACGGCGUUAUGAUUUCGUAUUGGAGGCGUGUGCACUGAAACCGGAUAUUGAACUGAUGCCGGAUGCGGAUUUUACGGUGAUUGGUGAGCGUGGCAUUAAUUUGUCGGGAGGUCAGCGACAGCGUGUAGCCAUAGCGCGUGCACUUUACUCGUCGGCCAAUGUGGUGAUAAUGGAUGAUCCUUUCUCAUCGCUGGACAAUGAAGUGGCACGUCAUAUUUUUGAGCAGAGCAUACAACGUAUGUUGCUAAAGGCGAAACGUACCGUUAUAUUGGUGACACAACAGUUGCAACUGACACAGCAUGCGGAUUAUUUAAUUGUCAUGAAAAACGGUCAGCUGCAGGCCACAGGCGAUUACAAGGAAAUCGAAUUGAAAUAUCCGCAUAUCGUUGCCAAAUGGCAAACAGUAAUUGCCAAAGUCAAUCAGCAGGCAGAGGAUGAAGAGAGCAACGUGGCUGCUGCAGGGAGAACAGCGCGUGAACGUUGGAAAUUAUACCAGAAUGUUGCGAAAUUAGGCCUGCAGCGCACAAAGUCCAGCAAAGUUGUGGCAACAAAAAUAAAGGCGAAAGCAAAAGUAAAUAACGCUCGUACAGAGUUGCGCGAAAUUGUUUUGGAUAUGAAUGAAGGCGUUGGAGGCGAUAUGGCUUCCGCUGGCGAUGCAGUUGUAGCGAUAACUGGCCGUGAAGUUGGUCUGGCAGCGAUUGCUGACAAAGCUGACGACAUGACUACUGCUGCGGUUGUUAUGGACAACGUGGCUGAGUUUGAAGAAGUUGAGACUGUGGAGGAUGAAGACGAUGACGAUGACGGCGACGGCAACGGCAACGGCAACGGCGAUGACGAUAGCGAUGACGAGGACAAUGAAGAUGAAGAAGAAGAUUUGAUGCCUGUGUCCCUUCCAUCGAUAAGUCGUUGUCGCAGCGGUAGCACGUACAUAAACCGCAUUGGCAGCAUACACUCCGCCGGUUCCGGCUCGUCGCUCAGCACCAUCGGUGGUCGUACGCCGCUCAGUCGUCAGCGCUCUAGCCUGUAUGGGUCGCGCCACCUCUUCUAUGAUGCUCCACUGCCUAUCGAUGAAUGUCAAAUGGAGGAUGUGAUUUUGAGGCGACGUCGACGUUCUCAACGCUACCGGCGAAACUCUCAACAAGACCCACAACGCCCCAUUUCACUCAUCUCCACCGGCAGCAGUCGGCUGAGCGGCGUCAGCGCAUCAACCACAGUUUCAGCUGAGCUGCGACGCAGUCUCUUCACAAACAGCUUCGGCAGCAGUGCACCCAGUUACAUGAGCGGUGUUAGCGGCAAUAGUAUGUUGUCAGUGGAUACUGGCGUCGAUGUAGGGGGCGAACCAUUGCCAACGCGUACGCAGUCAUGGCAGCCACAAAGCACUGACAAUGGCGCUGUUGAUGGGGUUCUGGCAAGAAAGGGUCAUCAGAAAGUAGCGCGUAACAAAUCUUCGCCUGGCUGUUUGGUACAUAGCACACAACAGCAGCAAAUGAAAGGAAAUAUGGAUGCCGAUAGCGGAGUAGGUAACAGUUUUCAACAGUUUUUGCGUCGCAUGUCGAUGCGUCGUUCAGCUGCACAUCGCAAAGCGCGACCCGUUAGCGGUACAAACUCCAUAAGAAGUAUUACGGAGGAGGGCGCAACCAAUCAAACGACAUCUAUCUCAAGUUCGGUACCUUCAAUUGAGUUGAGUAGAGUAGCAACGCCUGAGGUAGCCGAAGAUCUAAAGGAUGCACCAAUUUCAGAGGAUGAUAGUUGGAUUGUUCAUAUCGAAAACGAAGAAGUAGCAGAUGCGAGUAUCGACUAUAAAACUUUGACAAACAUGACAAAUACCGCAAUGAACCGUGAUGAUGCCACGUCGCCAAAACGAAAAUACACAAUAAAGAGCAACAGGAGGAGCAUUAAAAGGUCAGCAGGUAGUGGUGCUGCUGUAACUGCCAGCACGUCUGUAGGCUACGACGUCGAACGAAAAUAUGGGAAAAUACCAGCCCACAUCUAUUUGUUGUACCUACGUGCGUCCGGUUGGCAAAUGGUGACGAUAUUCUUUUUGACGGCUCUGAUUUGGCAAGCUAUGCGUGUUUAUACGGAUGUUUGGCUACAACACUGGACCGACGAUGGUAGCACAGAUAAUGCCAACGCAUACGAUGGUAGUAGCGCUGGAGGCUACUGGGGGAAAGCUGAUGGUAUGACGAUGAUGGCUGUGUCACCACGACCAUCACCACCAUCCCCACCAGCAAUGAAGAGAUUUGAUAGAAUGGGAAUAUAUGCAGCAGUGGCAACAGCAGCGACAUCCAGGCCGGCGGCUGUCAUCAACACUGCUUACAAUAACACUAACAACAGUAAUAGCAGCUACAACAAUAAUGACACUGACAAUGGUCACGCCGAGGAUGUCACGUAUUAUUUUCACAUUUAUUCGGCGAUUUCGUGCGUUUGCAUUGCAAUGGCGGCGAUAUCGACACCAGCCGGUCAAUUGGCUGGCUGCAAUGCGCGCAGCAAUCUACACGACCAAUUGCUGUUGGCAAUUAUGCGAAAACCGUUGCACUUUUUCCAGGUGACCCCACUUGGACGACUGAUGAAUCGUUUCGGCAACGAUAUGGCCAUCAUCGAUAAGAAAAUUGCUGCCACCAGCCAACGGCUGUUACAAUUCUCACUACUCUGCUUAUGCGCUGUGCUCAUCAACGUCAGUAUUACGCCCUGGUUUAUACUCUUAACAGCGCCGAUUUGUAUUGUUUAUUAUGUCAUACAGAAAUUCUACAGGUGCUCAGCGAGAGAAUUGCAGCGUAUUGAAAACUUAACCAGUUCACCGGUCAUCUCUCACCUCUCAGAGACCAUACAGGGUGUAACCACCAUAAGGGCAUACAAUCAAGAGGCACGCUUCACCGAGAUACUCUUCAAACGAUUGGAAGCGAAUACGAUUGCAUUUACGAUCUUAAAUACGAGUAAUCGUUGGUUGGGCAUAUCGUUGGACUUACUUGGCGGUUUUAUUGUGUUCAUUGCGAUCAUAACCGCUUUGAUAGCAGCAUCUAUAAGUUGUAGUCGUUAUAAUAAAAAACUAAGCAAUAUUGCAACACACAUUCGUACACCCGAUUUGUUGACGCCUUCACCUUCAUUGGUCGGGUUGGCAAUCAACUAUACUCUCCUAAUACCGAUCUAUUUGAAUUGGGUUGUCAAGCUUCUAGCCGAUAUGGAAAUGUAUGUGGGUUCAGUGGAACGUAUUGCAUACUAUGCUGAAAUUGAUCAAAAUAUUGAAACACCGUUAGACAUAACUUGUGGCGAUACAGCUGCCAGUGAGAAAGGCAAAACAAAAUCAGCUGGGAAAUCGUCAAAAGAUUCGUGUGUAAAUUUUGAAGUGGCGCGUGUAGAGUUUUGUAAACCGAGGAGUUUAUCGGUGCCGAUGGUGUUGAGUAAUUACGAGUCGGUUCCAAUUUCCUGGCCUCGACAAGGUGAUAUCAGCUUCGAAAGUGUUAGUUUAUGCUACGAAGGUCAGAGGGAAAAGGUGAUAAAAAAUUUAACACUAAAAAUUCCGUAUGGACAAAGGAUCGGUAUUUGUGGCCGCACAGGCAGCGGUAAAUCUUCCUUAGCCAUGUCGCUGCCCGGUGUGCUACAAACCACCGCCGGACGCAUCUGCAUCGAUGAUGUGGACAUAACCAAAAUUCAUCCAGAUGAGGUGCGCAUGCGUGUAUCGAUGAUUCCACAGGAUGUGCAUAUUUUCAAUUUGAGCAUACGUGAAAAUCUUAAUCCUACCAACUACUAUGCCAUCUCUGAGCUGUGGGGUGCAUUGGACAAGGUGGGAUUGAUGAGUUUUGUCAAUCAAUUGCCUGAGAGUAUUGACACCAUUGUUGGCGAUGGCGGUGUGCAGCUGAGCGCCGGUCAACGGCAGCUGAUGUGCUUGGCGCGCAUACUUUUACGCGGUUCGGUGUGCUUGAUACUCGAUGAGGCGACCAGUUCCUUGGAUAGCGCCGCCGAGCAGGCGUUACUCACAGCGGUGCAUUGCUCAUUUCGUGGGCGUACAAUAAUAACUAUAGCUCAUCGCCUGUCGACAAUACUUGAUUAUGAUCGCAUUAUUGUUUUAGAGCAGGGUCGCAUUAUUGAGGAUGGCACACCAGCUGAGUUGCAGCAGCGUAAGGAGGGCGCUUUCUAUAGCCUUUUGCAUUCAGGGCGUCCUUUAAACUCCGUGGGUGGUGAGCCACUGCAGCACGAGAACAACAAGUGCAACAAGAAAUGAGUUCUUAAAGUUUAGGCUCCAUAGUUUUUUAUAUGCCGACGUGUGUAUGUAUGUGCAUUUAAGUUUCUAUUUAUACGCAUUUUAUUAUUGUGCCAUAUUUUGCCGUAUUUUGUAUUG
Molecule: messenger RNA, 7228 nt
Organism: Rhagoletis pomonella (apple maggot)
Lineage: Eukaryota; Metazoa; Arthropoda; Insecta; Diptera; Tephritidae
Gene: Sur
Product: ATP-binding cassette sub-family C member Sur
Exons: 22
Coding region: 44-7111 (2355 amino acids)
Biological process (GO): transmembrane transport
Cellular component (GO): membrane
Molecular function (GO): ABC-type transporter activity; ATP hydrolysis activity; ATP binding
Source: RefSeq, a predicted model, not a curated record